CCGCGCGCUGCUGAGGCGCAGGUCAACCAGAAUCCACAUGUCUGGGACUGAGGAAGCAAUUCUUGGAGGAGGUGACAGUCAUCCCUCUUCUGCUGGUGGCAACUCUGUAUUAUGCUUUGGACAGUACCAGUACACAGCAGAGGAGUACCACGCUAUCCAGAGCGCUCUGAGGCAGAGGCUGGGCCCAGAAUACAUAAGUAGCCGCAUGGCUGGGGGAGGCCAGAAGGUGUGUUACAUCGAAGGUCACAGGGUCAUUAAUCUGGCCAAUGAGAUGUUUGGUUACAAUGGCUGGGCACACUCUAUCACACAGCAGAAUGUGGAUUUUGUUGACUUUAACAACGGGAAGUUCUACGUGGGAGUCUGUGCGUUUGUGCGAGUCCAGUUGAAGGAUGGUUCAUAUCAUGAAGAUGUGGGCUAUGGUGUUAGUGAGGGCCUCAAGUCAAAAGCCUUGUCUUUGGAGAAGGCAAGGAAGGAGGCAGUGACGGAUGGGCUGAAGCGAGCACUGAGAAGCUUUGGGAAUGCACUUGGAAACUGUAUUCUGGACAAAGACUAUCUGAGGUCACUAAAUAAACUUCCACGCCAGUUGCCUCUUGAAGUGGAUUUAACUAAAGCAAAGAGACAAGAUUUUGAACCAUUUGUGGAACAAGCGAGAUACAGCAGCUGCCGACAGAACAUGGCUCUGGGACCCACAAAACCACAGGAGGCAACCUCUCCUUGCAGACCGAGCCACUCAGAUGAUCCCCCCGUUAUGAUGCAGGGGGAUAAGGACAGCAGAUCCAGAAGCCUGGCGUCCUCUGCUGCGGAGAGUGAUGCCACUUUCCAGCGGAAGCUCCGGCAAAAACAGCUGCAGCAGCAGUUCCGGGAGCAAAUGGAGAAACAGCAGCGAGUUCAGCUAUCGGCUCCAUCCAUUGAAAAGAAGAUUCCGGCAGACCCACCGGUGCCUCCUUUGAACCACAGCACUCCCAAAACUGAUGGAGCAGAACCACUCACCGAGAAAGACUUCCCUGCAGACAGUUUUGAAAUGUGGGAUAUGGCUCCAGAUGUAGGGGACAGUGCUGUCAAGCCCUUGUCUAGACCAGAAUCACACCAGACUGCUGCCACACCGGUCCUGAAGAACCAGAUGGUGACCCGGAGCCGGACCCCACAAAGCCUUUGCCACCAGAAUCCACAAGCAAAAUUGCACCUCCAAACUCCCAACGUUAACCAGCACAUAAUAGGAGACUGUGAUUCCUCCAGGAAGAACCAGGAGUUGAAGAAAAGGAAAUUGGAUCCAUCUUAACAGAGGCUCAGGUUACCUCACCAGACUCUCACAGAGGGACUUUAGAAAACUGCUUUUGGCCAUGAAAUUGUUCAUUAUUCCUAGGGAAUGAGCUUUAUUUCCAAGGAUUUACUUUGCUUCCUUCUGAACUCUUCCAGAGGAUUUGACCACUGGAGCCUACUGCACAUAAAGCUGAGCAGCUGGAAAACAAGUACUUUGAAAAAGCUUGUUGCACAUUGAGUAGGCUUUGGGUAGAUAACAUACCUUUUCUUGGGCACUUGAUACUUAUUUAUUCCUAACUAUUAUGUUAAUAAACACAGAACUUUCAGGAAUCACCAGUGGCUGAAAGUAACAUAAGCCAUACUACCAAGCACCAACUUUUGACAACGACCUACAUUACAGUACUGGGUGUCUGCCUUCUUUCACGUUAGGGCACCGAGUUCCAAUGCUGCCCACACCAGGACUGUGCGUCACGCUUAGAAUACGUGGAGUGGUGUUGGACUCCUGUGCAUCAGAGUCCAGGCUGUGAUCUUCAUCCGUGUUAACCUCUCGUUUAGUUAAGGGGACAGUGAUGUAAGGCCAAAGAAAAGGAAUUUCAAGAGCACAAAAUAAAUCCAUUACUUGGUAACAAAAUAGAAAAUGUAAGUUGCUGUAUAUAGUUCCCCAUUCAGAUGUGUGAUAAACCCAUCUAACAUAAAUUGUUUUACC
Messenger RNA from Eptesicus fuscus (big brown bat), 1966 nucleotides. It is a transcript of the gene RAD52, whose product is annotated as RAD52 homolog, DNA repair protein. NCBI's taxonomy places the organism in Eukaryota, Metazoa, Chordata, Mammalia, Chiroptera, Vespertilionidae. The record is from RefSeq and is a predicted model, not a curated record. The transcript has 12 exons. The coding region runs from base 38 to 1279 and encodes 413 amino acids. Gene Ontology annotation, cellular component: nucleus. Gene Ontology annotation, biological process: double-strand break repair via homologous recombination; double-strand break repair via single-strand annealing; mitotic recombination.